CAAGUUUUGACGGCAUGACGAAGGUAUUGCUGUUAAAACUGAAAUUCGCCUCCCUGUUCCCUCAAUGCUGGAUGAAAUCUGAUCUUACAAACUGACAAGAAAACAAGUGCUGUCAUGGAUCCUCUGUCGAGGACAAUGAUGCUGGAAGAUGUGGUCCAGUACAAACUUUUUUUGAUUCAGCCCGACGAUUCAGAUUCAAAAACCAACAAGCAACGUCUGACAUAUCUACUCGAAGAGAUUCUGGCCAAGUUUGCUCCGCUCCUCACUCAAUAUAUUUGGCAGCAUCAGUCAUUCAACCUGAAGUAUCAGCCUGACAAAGGAGGAGUUCCUGCUCACAUUGGAGGCAGUGUUCAGUUCGGGGACAAUGUGGAGGAUGAGUGGUUUGUCGUUUACCUUCUCCAAAAGAUCACAGAGGAUUUUUCUGAGCUUGCAGCCAGAGUUGAGGACAACGAUGGAGAGUUUCUUCUAAUUGAAGCAGCAAACUACAUUCCCAAAUGGCUGAAUCCAGAAACCAGUGAGAACAGGGUGUUCCUUCACAAAGGAGAGUUGUGUAUUCUUCCAUGUUCCUCCCCUUCCAGCACAGUAGGCUUUCCCAAGAAUACAGUGCCCAGUGUGGAACAGGCUCUAGCCUUGCUGUCCUCCCAUACACAGGAGUGCCGGGCAAGCCCCAAGAUUCGCUCUGCACUAGGGAAGCGACUAGAGGGGUACCCAGAGAAAAUUAGAAACAGCCUCCACUGUGCCCAUUGCUACUUGCCAGCAGGCAUUGCCACAGUAUUGACCAAGAGGCCAGACCUGGUAGCCCCUGCAGUGUCAGCAUUUUACCUGCGGGACCCUCUAGAUCUUCAGGCCUGUCGAAGCUUCAAAACUUUUCCCCCUUGCACACGGGUCUUCACUUCGGUGACAUUCACUCGGUGCCUGUAUGCCCAGCUACAACAGCAACAGUUCACUCCAGACCGGAGGAGCGGUUUCACCCUGCCUGCUCGCUCUCAUCCCCAGUACAGAGCCUAUGAGCUGGGUAUGAAACUGGCCCAUGGGUUCGAGAUCCUAUCCUCUAAGUGCAGGCAGCCAUCUUCAGAGCCUGGUGCUCCACUCAGUUGCAGUCCUCAGUGGAAAGGCUUCCUAGAGAGCCUGAAGAGGAACGGCUACUUUCAGGGUGAACUAGAAGGCUCAGUUCACUAUAUAGAACUGAUGACAUCAGCAGAAAACUUCUUCAGACUUUCUGUCUUGUCAACGCAAAGCGGCAAGUCCCCAGGAGAGGAGAUUCUUCAGCUGCUGCAGAGCUUUCCUUUCGAUUUGGAGGAGCUGAGGAGACAGGAGUCGCAGCUCCCCCCAGAGGAUAAUGAUAGCUGGCUGGAUAUUACAGCUCAGGAUCUGGAGCGCAUGUUAGAGGAAAGAAUGGGUGGAGGCAAAGUUAGCAGCAGCCAGAACCGCAGUUCCACCAAUCACACACAGUGGGCCAGAGACACAGAGCAGAGGAGAAAGGAGACAGGGGAAGAAAACGAGGAAGAGGAGGCUGGUUACAGCCUCGUGGCAGUUUCACAGGGCAUGAAGAACUUCCUCUGUGCCGUGUCUUCCCAUGAGGGGGCUGAACUGCCUGGUGCCCAUUCAAAUGAGCCUUUUAGUUUGGACCCAGAAACCAUGGCCAAUGCGCUGGACAGACUUCUAGGAGGCAAGGAGGAAGAGUUGGAUUCGGAUGAUCUCGAUGAUGAUGAUGACGAUGAUGAUGAUGAUGAUGACCAAGAAGAAGAGGUUUCUCUUGGGGCUGGAGGGCAGAAAGGAGUGGAGACGCUUGACAGUCUCAGAAGAUACAUGGACCAAAUGGACCUGGAGCUGAUGGACACUAACAUAGGACAAAGCUUUACUCGGAAGCAAAAGUGUGACCAUGCCGUUUCAGCCAACAGCACCUCUGCUUCUCCUGCCUGUGAGGGCCUUCCAGGCAAGGGAGAGACAGAAGAAGCAGAGGAGGAGAUCCAGCCGCUGGAUAUUGAUGUCAACCUGGUCACCAACCUACUGGAGUCUCUCAGCUCCCAGGCAGGAUUGGCUGGACCAGCCUCUAAUCUGCUGCAAAGUCUGGGUAUUCACCUGCCCCCCAACAGUGACCCCUCAUAAAGAAAUAAAGACCACUGGGGGGAAUGUCUCAACUUAAUGGGAUAAUAUUUACCAAGCUUCUUAUCUUCAGUGAGUUACAAAUAAGGCCAGAAUCUGGUUUAUGAGGUUCCCUACAAAGCUAUUAUUAAGAAGGGCCAGAUGAUCUACAAUAACAAACUAAGUUCACGCCACUCUUUUGUUUAGUCAUGCUGAGAGGCAAGAAAAAAGGUUAUUCUUUUAAUGCAAAGGUAGGACAAGGCAGUACAGGGUUUUUCAUUUUCUCCCGAUCCAACUGAAUCACAUGUUUUUGAUAAGAUACAGAUAUUGUGGUUUUUCACAGGGUCAGUCCCACUGAUAAAUCACCAUUCACAUCAGGUUUACAUCCUUCUGGUUUUUUUUUGUUUUUGUUUUUUUUUUCAAUUUGAAGACUUCAUAUUGUUUGGCUUGUGGCUUUCAGUGGUAUUUUGUACAGCACUUAAAAUACUGAAAAAAAUAGUACAGUUUGGAAGAAACAAGGCAGCACAGUGGCGCAGUGGUUAGCACAGUCGCCUCAUAGAAAGAAGGUCCUGGGUUCGAAACCCCGAGGUAGUCCAACCUUGGAAAUCAUCCCAGGUUGUCCUCUGUGUGGAGUUUGCAUGUUCUCCCCGUGUCUGCAUGGGUUUCCUCGUAGUGCUCCGGUUUCCUCCCACAGUCCAAAGACAUGUAGGUCAGGUGAAUCGGCCAUACUAAAUUGUCCCAAGGUGUGAAUGUGUCAGCCCUGUGAUGGGCUGGUGGCCUGUCCAGGGUGUCUCCCGGCCUGUCCAGGGCGUCUCCCCACCUGCCGCCCAGUGAUUGCUGGGAUAGGCUCCAGCAUCCCGUGACCCUAAGUAGAAUAAACAGCUUGGAUAAUGGAUGGAUAGAAGAAACAUGGCGUCCUGUUGUUUAUUUUUAAGUCAUUUGAGAGCAACUCGAGUUUUUGCUAGGAAAGAUACAUGUUAAUGAAUUAUAGUAAGUUCUGUCAUCUCUGUCGCUCAAUAACCAGGUAUUUCAAUAUCUUUUCCAAGAAUGUGAAAUCGUUAAAGAAAAAAAAAAUCUUGUAUUACAUAACAUGACGCUUGAGAGAAUACACUUUAAUUUGAUGCACAACAUGGGUCAAAAGUGACCUGACUGAGUUUUUAUGUUCUAUAUCUUUGCAAUAAAUGAAUUUCAUCAUUCAGU
Messenger RNA from Lampris incognitus (smalleye Pacific opah), 3285 nucleotides. It is a transcript of the gene ecd, whose product is annotated as ecdysoneless homolog (Drosophila). The record is from RefSeq and is a predicted model, not a curated record. Gene Ontology annotation, cellular component: nucleus. The transcript is spliced from 14 exons. NCBI's taxonomy places the organism in Eukaryota, Metazoa, Chordata, Actinopteri, Lampriformes, Lampridae. Bases 115 to 2109 code for a protein of 664 amino acids.